Rhizophagus irregularis DAOM 181602=DAOM 197198 is the source of this 580-nucleotide messenger RNA. The record is from RefSeq and is a predicted model, not a curated record. NCBI's taxonomy places the organism in Eukaryota, Fungi, Glomeromycota, Glomeromycetes, Glomerales, Glomeraceae.
AAAAUCCAUCUAGAAAAAACUAUGAAUUCAGGUAACCAUGUUACACAAGAUUUUCCUAAUUUACCAACGGAUCAAACUGGAAAUAACUCCGUAACUUCACAAAUUACUGAUAAUAAUGAAACCUUCCAGCAUGCUUCAAACAAUAAUACAUUUGAAUUUUAUCUUCCUUUACCAAAUGAUACACGUAUCUAUCAUGUUACCUAUACCGAAUUAAAUUCAACAGAAAUCGCACAAUUCCUGAAUAAUAAUAUCAAUUCAUCUCACAUUCCUAAACCUGUUAACUAUCAACAAAAUACCAUUCAACAACAAUCUUUCAAUAAUAUGAAUAUUCAACCUACGUUCCAAGAAUAUUCAGAUAAUAAUGCUUACGAUACAAACUCGAUUUCUCCAAACGGUGCUAUCCCUGAAGAUACUUCAGGAUAAAUUACACCAAACAAUCAAAGUAAGAUAAAUUGAUACCCGACAGUUCACAUAUGGGGUGCCGCAAGGCAUGACGGAUGGCGUGGAAAUUAAUUAUAUUAGAGAUAGUCCAAAAGAUUAUUAUUUUAUGUACUAAUAGACAAUUUUUUAAUAAAUUUUA